AUGGUGGUGAUCGUCACAGAGGAAAUGGUGGAUGGCAAGGAGCUGCUGGACAUGAGGAUGCAGAUGACUGGACAGAUCAAUUUGGACGCAGCACCACAGGAGGACCUGACCAGAGUCAUGGCUGAGAUCCGUGAGCAGUACGAGUCCUUAAGUGCCAAGAACCAGCGUGACCUGGAGGCCUGGUUCCAGACCAAGACAGAGACGUUGAACAAGGAGGUGGCAUCCAGCACAGAGGUUCUCCAGACCUCAAAGUCAGAGAUUUCGGAGAUCCGUCACACACUGCAGGGCCUGGAAAUUGAACUGCAGUCACAGCUCAGCAUAGUGAGCUGUAAUUACAAACAUCUGACCAAGGACCACAGUUUAGGGCACAUUACCUCCUCCACCUCCACCACACGCAUGGUGGUGACCGUCACAGAGGAAAUGGUGGGUGGCAAGGUGCAAGCAAUGGGUUAA
Molecule: messenger RNA, 453 nt
Organism: Salvelinus fontinalis (brook trout)
Lineage: Eukaryota; Metazoa; Chordata; Actinopteri; Salmoniformes; Salmonidae
Product: keratin, type I cytoskeletal 13-like
Exons: 4
Coding region: 1-453 (150 amino acids)
Molecular function (GO): structural molecule activity
Source: RefSeq, a predicted model, not a curated record